Molecule: messenger RNA, 1821 nt
Organism: Penicillium olsonii
Lineage: Eukaryota; Fungi; Ascomycota; Eurotiomycetes; Eurotiales; Aspergillaceae
Source: the annotation of a GenBank genome assembly
AUGCCGGCGAUUCCUCCCCUUGAAACCCUCUUAGAAAACACCCUUGUGCAUCGUGAGAUCCUUGCAUCGCCCCAAAAUUCCACCGUGGUUGCAUCCGCAAAGGCCCUUGAGGUUAUCUGCGCGUGGCCUGUCUCGGGACAGUAUGGUCCUGGGACACGCGCUCUAUACUACAUUCUCAUCGCGGCGUGUGUGGUAGCUCGCAAGGUAGAAUGGAUUCGGAACGCGUGUCUGGCUGCAGUGUUACUGUUCCCCGCCGUCGCAGCCCUCCAUGCCAUUGCUCUCGCCGUUCUCCAUGUUGAGGGUGCCGUUGACAUGGAUAUUUACGGGGCCUUCCAGCUGUGUGCAAUCGGAAUUCUAACGGCGCCGGCGACCGUGAGAUUAUCGCAGACCUACUUCAACAAUCCAGGUAGAGAUAUUAUCUUCAUAUGGACGGUCCUUCUUCUCGCUGGACUUCUGAGUCUGAUCGUUGAGUUCAUGCGUCUUGAGGGCAUUCCUGUUCCAGGGAGCGCAACGGCAGCAUGCAUCAACUGGGCGGGCGGAAAAGGACAGUUUCCGUAUGGCGACGAAUGCGACCUUCGUUGCUCACCCGAUGAUGGACCAACGUCGAGCCUCCGGGAAGGCUCAACCGACAAUAUCUAUGUGGUUCCCACGCCGGACAGACUGUCCUUCAACACCACCACACUCCUUGCAGCAGCGUGCUGUAUCCCGGCAAUACUGUCCCUGGUAUCCAUGUGGAUCAAGAUCAUGGAUCAUAAUUGGGAAAAGUUGUCGAGCGGAAGAAGGAAACAACAGAAGCCCGAUGAAUUUAUCAAGGGUACCAAUGGUGCGACCGUGACUCAAAUGACAAGAAUUGGGGAAAGAAUCAAAGAUGCAAUGUCCCUCAUUGAGAUACCAGUGAUGGCAGCAGCAGUGCUUGCGAUCCUUAUAAAAGGCGAGAUGAAUUUUUGGAGCCGCCAGGUUUACUAUCAAACAGAGCCCAUAACAAGCAUCGGCCAAUGGGCACCCAUAGUCGGUUCUGGACUGGCUGUUCUGGGAUCUCUUUAUCUCCUUCUUGCCGCCGAGAUGGCCGCCGAGCGGAAGAGCGACAAAAAAGAGAAAUGUAAGGAGUGUGCUAGGCCAGAAAGCUCAAGCAGCUCCAGACGUCAGUCAGAAACCAGCACCGAAGACCAAGAGCCAGACAAUGACACGCCCAGUGAGCAGCCUACAACUUCAGGAAACGAAACACUCAUUCGCCAGUUUACGGCUCGAACUCUGACAGGCGAUGUGGGCGGAAGAAGGAGAUUUGCCCGAUUCAUGAACUGGGCAUCCGAGAACAUCGCUGUCAGAACUCACUCUCAGUAUGAGAAGGGUGGAUUCAAGCAAGAUCAGAAAGACAACUAUCCUGAGCUUCCGGGGGAGCGCUUGAGAAACUCCGAAUUACCAAUUCAAAUCCUCAAAUACAACGAGUAUUCAAGAGCAGCGAGCUUCGUUAGCAGCACGGGCUCAUUAGACAAUGGCGAAGAAUCUUCCAAGAUGGCUUGUCGCCCAACGCCAGGGAGAAAAUCAUACCCCAUCUCAUCGCCUUCGCCCGCACGCUCUCGCCAACACGGUGACCAUUCAGGGUCACUUCCGAAUGACGGGCUGCUCCACACAUCUCCAUAUCACCCAUCAUCCCCCGAGACUUCAUGGCAAGACUGGCCGCAGAAUUUGCGUCCGUUCAGUGGAAGAGCGUCGAGUCGAAGCCGAGCUGAUUCCGGCUCUGACACUGCGAUUAGUCCGACGACUAUGUCGCCCUCUCCAAUGCCACCCACUAUCAUCGUUUCUUCGGUCACUUCUGAAUAA